Messenger RNA from Hevea brasiliensis (rubber tree), 1862 nucleotides. RefSeq lists its product as uncharacterized. The record is from RefSeq and is a predicted model, not a curated record. The transcript is spliced from 7 exons. Bases 454 to 1500 code for a protein of 348 amino acids. Gene Ontology annotation, molecular function: protein binding; ATP binding. NCBI's taxonomy places the organism in Eukaryota, Viridiplantae, Streptophyta, Magnoliopsida, Malpighiales, Euphorbiaceae.
UCUAAAAAAGAAAAACUACAAGUGGCAUUUUUCCUCUCUUGCAAGUGACGGAGUAGAAAAUUUUGGGGGAAAAAAAAAAAAAAGGAGGCGGUCUCGUGAUCGGACGUCCGUCGUUGACCCUGAUUAUUGUUUAGCUAAAUAUCCAGCGGUUCUCUCGCGCAUUUCCUUUUUCUUCUCUCUCUUUUAUUUUUCUUUUCAUUUCCUUCGAUUUCUUUUUCUAUUGUAAACGCAAAACUUCCACACGCUCUCUUUUCUCGCUUUUCUUAACCCAUCUGAUACCAAUCUCUUAUCUUUCAGUCUUCCAUUAUUUUUCUUCCUUUGUUAUACUCAAGUUUCUAUUCAUAACGAGGUUAGGGUUCUUAUUCUUGGGUUAAAGUUCGAUUAUGUAUGGAUUACCGCUUGAUUAUAUAGAGCCUAUUAGUGAAUUGAUUAUCUAGGGUUUUGGGUUUUGUCAUGGCCGAAGCUUCCAAAGGUCGGGUCACUAUUACUCUUGGGCGUACUGGUCAGGUGGUAAAGAGAGCUGCAGCUGUAUCAGAGGUUGACUAUGCUGAUCAUCUGCCAAGUGCUGGCAAUAAGCGGUCUGUAAGAGAUAGAUUAGGAAGUAGUUUGGAUAGUUUCUCGUCGCAUGGAAGCCUAGCUAACAACAAAAAGCAAAGAGUAGACAGUUAUUUGACAAGUUUGAGGGUUAAUGGUGCAGAAGGUGUUCGCAUUGGUAAGGAUGACCUUCGAUUCAAACUCAUGCAAAAAAAUGAUCGUAGAAGAGCUCAGAGUGAUUAUGACCAAAAAACCAUGGACCUCCGUGAAAAGUUGUCUAGGGCAGUGCAUCCUUCAGGCCCUCCACCCAGUAGUCUUGAUGCAUGGCAGCGCAUGCCUGAUACUAAGGACAAUAGUAUCUUGGGUCGAAUUCCGCCUACAAGAAGUGCUGAUAAUUUACCACGGAUAGAUUCAUCAAGAAAUUCUUAUUCUCCGUGGACAUUGGAUCAUAUACGAAGGAGAUCUCCAGAUAGAAUUAUAGGUAGUUCUAGGGGCUUAACCCCACCCAGAAAUGUGGAGGAAUUACAAAGAAGACAAUUAAACAGUACGUUUGAUGAUGCAAGAACAGUUUCAUACAUGAAUAAGGAUGUUCUCGAUGCUUCAAGGCCUGUGAACAGUUCCACAGCUUUCAUGACUAAGUCUGUGUUGCCUGCAGCAUCUACAAAGCCUGCAGUGCCUUUUGUGGGCCAACUUCGUCCUCCAGCAAGUGGGAUUCUACAUAAGAGCUCAUAUGCGGUACAAUUUGCUGACCUUUUUCUUUCACAUGGUGAAGAACAACAGACUGUUGAAAGCCUGUUGCAUUCACUGGGAUUGGGGAAAUAUGCCAUUAUCUUUAAGGCUGAGGAAGUGGAUAUGACUGCAUUGAAGCAGAUGAGGGAAAAUGACCUCAAAGAGCUGGGAAUACCUAUGGGACCAAGAAAAAAGAUUCUUCUGGCUCUCCCGGCUCGUUCCAAGAGACAACCUUGAUGAUUGUACUACCAUAGCAAAACUGUGGUGGGGAUUUAGGUCAAAUUCUUUUUCUCGAAGUUCCACCCUGCAUUUCUUCUCAGAUUAGAUUGGAAGUGCUCUAUGAAUCCGUAGUGAAAUUUUUGCGUCCAACAAUUAUUCGGUUACUAUUUUGAAUUUGAUUGAAUGCGGCAAAAUACUUUUGAGAUGUAAAAUAUUGACUAUUAUUGUUAGAUUGCUUUUCAUGUAUUCUUUUUUCACAUACCCGAUUAUGCUUGUCGGUAUUCAAGCUGUAUCCGUAGAAUUCGCUCAUGAUGUAAAGAAUAAACUUGGAUAUGGAUGUUGUAUCAAUUUUUAGGAGCAUCUGAGUUGGAUUUUUGUUC